UGUGUGUGUGUGUGUGUGUGUGUGUGUGUCAGGGGGCUUUAUAAAAAGGUCUGGAGGUCGAACCUGAAGUCAGUUUAGUGUCUGAUCAUUAGAGGAGCUGCUGUCACCUAUAAGGUCAAUGACAACACUGAGGUUUUGUGCAGAAAAAUGGAAGAAAUGGAUGAAAAUUUGGGCCAAGAAACUUAAGAUGCAGACGUCACUCCGGCCGGUGCAGUGGCUCGCUGUCAUGCUUCUCGUUGUCUUCACAACCAGCCAGUGUCAACAAAAUGAGAGGCGCCGAGCUGUGACCGAACACCAGCUGAUGCACGACCGCGGCCGGAACAUCCAGAGUCUCAAGAGACUCAUCUGGCUGUCCAGCGCCAUCGAGGGUCUCCACACGGCCCAGACUCGGUCUUCUGAUUUCAGCCCGUCAAAGGUCCGGAACCUGGCUCUGAAUCCAGCGCUGGUCCCUGCUGCUGGGAACCCCCAGCCCGACCGGGUGCAGAGCCUCCUGAGAGACUUCUUUAAUCCCUACCUGACUCAACAGCAAGACAGAGAGGCCUAACAUCCCUUUAAUGCACACACAUGAACCCUCUGUACACAUAGAUAUAAUAAAAAUAAUGAUUGGUGUCCAUCGUUUGUCUUUAGACAACCUGUGAGCUGCAGACGUGUCCAAAUGUCUCCAAGAGUUAAAAUCAGAUCAGUAUGAAGAGAAUUAUUUUAAUUUGAUGUGGUGUCAUAAUUGUUCGGUGUUAACUUCAAUGUUACUAUGGCACACUGAUGAUAAUAACAUUAAAACAAAUGGCAAUAAUGGAUAGCAAUCUCUUAAAAUGUGAAACCAGCUUUCACCUUGAUUAAAAAAGUACAAAAUAACAUUACAGUUGUUCUCCAUCUCAGCAAGACACGAUCUCGCAAGAUCUUGUGUUUGCAAAUGCUAAUUAAUUUUCUUUUAACUGUGGAAAUAUAUAAUGUUACUUCAAAAAGAAAUAUAAAUACAUCAUGCAAAUAUAACACAUUUUGCUUUCAUGUGUGUGAAUUAAUAUUAACAUUAGUUGGGCACGUUGUCACUUUGCAUGGCAGCCUUGGUGUGUAUGUAUGUGUGUGAAAGGGUGAAUGUUGACAUGAAGUUGAAAGCGCUUUGAGUGGUCAAGUACAUUUACCAUUAGGAAGUGUAAACCAUUUCAAACCAUUGACAGCUUGUAAUGUGUUAUCUUUUGUAAAAGUGUAUUUUAGGUUCAAGAUGCAAUUAAAUAAAUGUAAAUACUGCAUUUAACCGUACGUAACAUGUUAGAACA
This is a messenger RNA of Anarrhichthys ocellatus (wolf-eel), 1274 nucleotides long. RefSeq names its product parathyroid hormone 4 (gene pth4). Bases 119 to 544 code for a protein of 141 amino acids. NCBI's taxonomy places the organism in Eukaryota, Metazoa, Chordata, Actinopteri, Perciformes, Anarhichadidae. The record is from RefSeq and is a predicted model, not a curated record. Gene Ontology annotation, cellular component: extracellular region. Gene Ontology annotation, biological process: bone mineralization. Gene Ontology annotation, molecular function: hormone activity. The transcript is spliced from 4 exons.